CGCAGGUAAAAUGGCAGUCGCCGAACGGAGUUCAGCCGUGUUUCAAUCAUAAGCUCGCGGUUUCGGAAAUUACAGGAGCAACCGGGUAAAGAAGAAGAAUGGAACGUGCACGAAAAAUUAGUUUCGAAAGCAAAGUCUAGCGAGUGUCGUUGUCGCGUCUCGCAAUAAUAUAUACCGGCUUCUUGUCGUGUUUCCCCUCGACCAAUCUGGUUAGCUGUACUCUGAGAGUCUCGAGUCGCCGUGGCAAACACGAUUCACGCUCUCGCAUCUCAUAGAUCACGCGAGAUCCUCUUCGGGUGUCAGGUUGGAAAUUAUCUGAAGGGAAUCGAUCGAGCACGACCAAGCUUUCGCGUUACGGUUCCACGCCACGGAUCGAAGAGAAUUCGGCUUGGUGCGGUGGUCGUAGUCGAAGCCGGAUCAACUCUCAAAAGCAGUCGUCAACGGAGAAGAGAUAGGUUCGAUUUUUUCGGGAUUGAAGAAAUUUUAAUCCAACAAAUCCCCUUGUAACUCUUACACUUUCAUCGGCGGGUACACGGUGAAAAGAAAAAAAAAGAGAUCCGACGAUGUGACGUAACUGCGCGGCAUGAUAAUAGAUACGAACGUAAACCACCUGCGUCCACGAUCAGAUAAACGGACCGAAUUCGAGUUCGGCAAGCAGAAGGAACACGUCCGAGAAAGGAUUUAGUGUUUGACCUUCGCUGAGAAAUCCUGUCGGCAGCAACAAUGAAAAUGGAGAUGUUUCUAACGCGUUAUCGGAUAUCGUGAAAGAAGCUCUCAGUCGAGGACGGUGGUUAACACCGGUGACGAGAUUGUGGACAAAUGUAAUUCAAAUGCAAACUGUCGAGAGAUAGUUGGUAACUCGCGGUUGCACUUGCACGCGUUCACGGAGGAACCGGUAUCGUGCAUCUUUCGACGUGCAUAUAUAAUGGCGGAGCAUAGGUUGGAGCAGCUGAAGAAGGCGACGGACAGAAUACAGAAGGAGAUCGAAGAGGUCACGGAGAGGGAGCACGAGCUGAGAAACGUGGGUAGCAUUAAAACCACGUCCCACGAGACGGUGGAUUCCAAGGUGCGUCGCAUGCCACAAGCUUUGGCCUCGGGAAAACUGAAGAGAACAACGUCCACGCCACAAAUUCUAGAAGCAGUCAACCUUACACCGUCUACGCCUACCUUAACGCCAAAGAUGACGAAUGGAGUCAUAUCCAGUCGCACCACUCCGACACCUUUGCGUUUUGCAACGGCACCUAGUCAGAAAGGGCUGAUGCACAGGUUUCUGGCGACUAGGGGGAAAAUAUACAAACCAAAAUCUGCGGGUAACGACGCGCUAACACCACCCAUGGCACCCAGUAUCACGCUCAAUCCGCUGAGCAUCAAGGCUUUCAAUAGAAGUCUGGAAAUUCAACUCGAACCAGACGAUGAGCCCAAAAAGCCUCCCGUUAGAAAGGGAUACGUCCCUGUGGAAGAAAAAAUUCAAAAGGAAUUACAUGAGAUGAAAGAGCGAGAAAACGAGCUUAGAUUAAUGCGGUCUCAAAUGUUGGCCAAGUCUCAACCAAAUCUUUUGGACAUUGGAAAUGAUAACGAUUCCGAUAUCUAUGAUGGUUCAAGUUCGUUAAGAAGCGGUACCUCGACAAAUACUUUAAAUGAGGAUGAAAUAGAAAAAGAAGCUAAAGGAAAACAUAAGCCAAAUCCACGACGUAGGAGCACUCUCAUCGCACAAUGGGAAAAUUUGAUAGCUGCAAAGAAGGAGUCUAAUGACAAUAACAACGAGAGCGAUCUAAAUUUCUAAAAAAUUUCACCACCUUGUAAAAAAUAAGUAAUCAAUGUUUAUCCUCGUCUUAACAUUAUCCCUUUUAAGUACUCAAAUCAUUUAAGUGAAUGGUAUGAGCCUUAAAGUGUGCUGCAACACUUUUAGUAUUUCAAGCACACAUAUGUAUAUUUCAGGCUAAUAUAUAUUGCUGGUUUUAUUCAUUUUUCAGUUUUCAAAUUAAUUUAUUUAAUGUUACGAUAAAUAUUUAUUCAAAAGUAAAACAUUUACCUGAUUAAACAUAUAUUAUAUUUAAUGUCUUUUUUGUUUCUUUUUUUUUUUUUAAUGUUUUCAGUAUUAAGAAAAAAAAUUAUCAGUAAUGAAAAAAAAAAUUAUCUUCCCUUUGUACGGGUCAACAAAUAUUAUUAAGUAUUACAAGCAUAUAUUUAAUAUAUCCGCUUGUUAAUUGUAAUAUAUAUACCUAUUAUUAUAUUAUAUAGACACAUAAAAAUGACUGAGAAUUCCUAAUUCUAAAGAUUUCCUUUAACAUGUGCUAUAUAAUCAUUAUUAUAGAUCAUAUAAGCAAGAUAAUAUGUAUUAUGUACUUAAUCAAUUGUAAAGAAUAAUUGUAUUCAAUUUACUUGCAUAUGUGAUAGUAUCGUUCCGAUAUAGUAAUAAUAAAAAAAUAGUUUGUGCAACUAUGUAAUUAAUAAGAUACAUAUUUCAAAACUU
Messenger RNA from Bombus huntii, 2473 nucleotides. RefSeq lists its product as uncharacterized. The coding region runs from base 926 to 1783 and encodes 285 amino acids. The record is from RefSeq and is a predicted model, not a curated record. The transcript has 6 exons. NCBI's taxonomy places the organism in Eukaryota, Metazoa, Arthropoda, Insecta, Hymenoptera, Apidae.